Messenger RNA from Lottia gigantea (owl limpet), 567 nucleotides. RefSeq lists its product as hypothetical. The transcript has a single exon. The record is from RefSeq and is a predicted model, not a curated record. The coding region runs from base 1 to 567 and encodes 188 amino acids. Lineage: Eukaryota; Metazoa; Mollusca; Gastropoda; Lottiidae.
AUGUUUUCGUCUCUCAUUGAGUCUGUGUCCUUUAAUGAAAAACAACAUUGUCCAAAUGUUCUGGGACAUAUGAUGGAAGGUGUUUGGAGACAAAAGGCAAUGAGUUUGAAGGAAACCAAUGAUAUAGAAUUGUUCUGGGAUGAUUCGAGAAAGCAACAUGGAUUAAAUGUAACAUUGCAGAGAAACGAUUCAAAAUGUGGUAAUGUGUCCUUCCCUCACAAAACAGGUUCGAAAAUGCAAUGGUUUCGUGGUUUGUGUGACAGGAAAGGAAAUACGCCGUGUUGCUUUAAUAACCAAUGUGUAAAUAGAUCUCCAGACCAAUGUCGAUGUAAGGAUUGUUAUGAUAUGAGACAACAAAUACACGCAGAGUACUCCGACUUCAUCUCUAAAGACCAACGAUGUCAAAUAAAACAAUUUAAUUAUAUUGAGGCUUGUGAUCUACUUACUAAUGCAACACUAGCCUUUGUCGGCGAUUCAUACGUACGCCAUAUUUUCACCGCUGUUUUACUGUUACUGAGAAAUAAUUAUGUGGACGGAGCUUUGAGCCAAAAUGUGAAAAAAGGUUAG